Molecule: messenger RNA, 1751 nt
Organism: Hansenula anomala
Lineage: Eukaryota; Fungi; Ascomycota; Saccharomycetes; Phaffomycetales; Wickerhamomycetaceae
Gene: ERG4
Product: delta(24(24(1)))-sterol reductase
Exons: 1
Coding region: 279-1658 (459 amino acids)
Biological process (GO): ergosterol biosynthetic process
Cellular component (GO): endoplasmic reticulum membrane
Molecular function (GO): Delta24(24-1) sterol reductase activity
Source: RefSeq, a predicted model, not a curated record
GCAAUUUGAAGGCUUAAAGAAAGGAGAUUUAGUAUUUAGUAGAGAUCAAUUGAGCUUAUGACCAUUAUUACCAGCUGAAUCAAUUGGCUUUAACGACGUUUAUUAAAUUCCCAAAGCCAACAAGCGAAUUAUGAAUUCUGAUUAUUUUGGUCUGAUCUGAUCUGAUUUGCUUUUCCGCGUUCGAGAAAAAAAUCCUCGAGAAUUCGUUUAAAAACAACAACAACAACAACAACAACAACGUUUCAUUUGAUCCAAACGGUUAAAAGAGACAAACAAAGAUGGCAAAGACAAAGUCCACCAGCGGCGGUCUUCCAGAAGGUAGAUACUUGAAACCAGAAGAAAUUGAGUAUGAAUUCGGUGGUGUUCCAGGUGUCAUUGGAAUGGUUAUUGGAUUCCCAUUGUUGAUGUAUUAUAUGUGGAUUAGUACUCAGUUCUAUAACGGUGCUCCAGCGCUUCCUGCUAAAGGUGAAUCAUUUGGUGAUUUUGUCAAUCAUUUGUAUCAAUUGUUUUUAGAACAUGGUGUUCCAUCAUGUAGAGCUUGGAGAAUCUUUGGUACUUUUGUUAUUGUUCAAGGUGUUUUCUAUUAUACUUUACCAGGUGUUUGGACUAAAGGUCAACCAUUGAGACAUUUGAAAAACAAACAAUUGCCAUACUUCUGUAAUGCUAUGUGGUCUUUUUACACAAGUGUUGUUCUUUCAUUAGUUUUACAUUUCACUGGUAUUUUCCCAUUAUACACAAUUUUGGAUUUAUUUGGUGAAAUCAUGACUGUUGCAAUUGUUAUUGGAUUUGCUUUUUCAAUUUAUCUAUACUUUUACACCUUAUUUGUUUCAUAUGAUUAUCAUCGUAUGACUGGUAAUCAUUUAUAUGAUUUCUUUUUAGGUGCACCAUUAAACCCAAGAAUUGGUAUUUUAGAUUUGAAAAUGUUCUUUGAAGUUAGAUUACCAUGGUUUAUUUUAUUCUUUUUAACUUUUGCAGCUUCAUUAAGACAAUAUGAACAAUAUGGUUACUUGACUCCACAAAUGGGUACCUUAUUAUUAGCUCAUUGGUUAUAUGCCAAUGCUUGUUCAAAAGGUGAAGAGUUAAUUGUUCCAACUUGGGAUAUGGCUUAUGAAAAAUUUGGUUUCAUGUUGAUCUUUUGGAACAUUGCAGGUGUUCCAUUCACUUAUUGUCAUUGUACUUUAUACUUGUCAUAUCAUGAUCCAAAAGAAUAUGAAUGGUCAACAGGUUACAACGUUUCAUUAGUUGUUGUUUAUUUAAUUGCUUAUUAUUUCUUUGACACCACAAAUGCUCAAAAAAAUUAUUUCAGAAAGCAAUUAACUGGUGAUUUCUCAGUUAGAAAGACUUUCCCAUUCUUGCCAUAUCAAGUUUUGAAAAAUCCAAAAUACAUCACCACUAAAACUGGUUCUCAUUUAUUAACUGAUGGUUGGUAUAAAUUAGCAAGAAAGAUCCAUUACACUGCUGAUUGGACCCAAGCUUUGAUCUGGGGUCUUGCUUGUGGUUUCAACUCACCAUUCCCAUGGUUCUUCCCAGUUUUCUUCUUUAUUGUCUUGGUUCAUAGAGCUUUAAGAGAUCAAAGAAAAUGUGAAAAGAAAUAUGGUGAAGAUUGGGAACGUUACACCAAGGAAUGUCCAUAUUUGUUCAUCCCAUAUGUCUUAUAAGGAGAUGGAAUAUACUUAGGGUUACUCUAGCACCAACUUUAUAUAUUAAAAAUAAAAGUAAAAUAUCUAAUUAUUCAAAAAUUGUGUAUUAUG